UCCCGCCCAUCUUCAACUUCUACCUCGUACCUACACACCCGCCAUGGCCUCCGCUUCCCUCCCCGACCCCCCGCGCGACCUCGAGUCCAUCGCCGCCGUCGAGUCCUCCCUCGUUUUCCCCUCCUUCACCGCCGACACGGCCUGGGAGCUGGGCAACGCGCUGCGCACGCGACUGCUGGCCUUCCCCGCCCCCGCCGUCGUCAACAUCACCCUGGCCAACGCGAACCAGCUGCUCUUCCACACGGCGACGCGCUCCGGCACCCAGCCCGACAACGACCUGUGGGUCGCCCGCAAGCGCACCACCGUCCUGCGCUGGGGCUUCUCUUCCUGGUACAUGCACAACAAGCUUGGCGGUGAUGAGGCCCGCUUCGCUGCCAAGUAUAUGCUGGGUGAUCGCGCUGGCGACUAUGCCAUCCAUGGUGGCGGGUUCCCUGUCCGUGUCAAGGGCGUCGAGGGUAUCGUUGGUGUCAUUGUCGUUAGCGGGUUGAAGCAAGAGUGGGACCACCAGGUCAUUGUCGAGACGAUCGAGCAGUACUUGAAGAAGCAGGGUGCGUGAGGAUAUAAAAUUCGUUGGUAAGAAGUGUUGUUUUGGGGGAUGAUGGGCCGUUUCGGGAAAGGUGCGUUGCAUGAAUGCUCGCAACUGCCCUUUCUAACCCUCUCUAGAGACCUGACACCCAGUCACGACUGUACAGAAGCUUGUCCAUAUCAUGUUUAUAUGAAUCGAUGCUGGCACGUAAAAAGUUCUCGCUAUUGAAAUUCACCACCUACCCUACCUACAUUUUCUUCAUUUAACCGCUCUCUCCGGACACAUCAGUCUACCAUUGGCGAUGCAUUAUCUGUGCGGGCUUCUACGUUUAGAAUCCUUGGAUAAUAUUGGGAG
This is a messenger RNA of Aplosporella prunicola CBS 121167, 880 nucleotides long. RefSeq lists its product as uncharacterized. Bases 44 to 556 code for a protein of 170 amino acids. Gene Ontology annotation, cellular component: TRC complex. Gene Ontology annotation, biological process: post-translational protein targeting to endoplasmic reticulum membrane. Lineage: Eukaryota; Fungi; Ascomycota; Dothideomycetes; Botryosphaeriales; Aplosporellaceae. The transcript has a single exon. The record is from RefSeq and is a predicted model, not a curated record.